Messenger RNA from Funneliformis geosporum, 603 nucleotides. Lineage: Eukaryota; Fungi; Glomeromycota; Glomeromycetes; Glomerales; Glomeraceae. The record is from the annotation of a GenBank genome assembly.
CCUGAUCAGAAAGGUCUUUUCCCAAAGAUAUUGGAGAGAUUGGGGAGAAUGCGAAAUGAAAUAAAAGCCCAGCUAAAGCCCAUUGGAAAGAAACAGGAAUAUAUGGGAAAGGUCAAAAGUAGAAUGGAUGCCAGCGGAUCUAUCUCAAUAGCGGACGCAAUCAAAGAUGUUUUGUCCUCGACGAAGAAUAUGAAGAAGCGUGCUGAGAUGGUUAAAAUCUUAGAUCCUUUUAUUGAUUUAUCGUAUGAUAAUUUUAUAAAAGAAUACAGUUCUGUCUGCUUUGCCUAUGAUUCUUUAAAUUCUAAGCAGAAAGCCAUUAAAUUGUAUAUGAAUUCAUUCUAUGGUGUGACGGGUAGAAGUGGCUCCCCAUUCUACAUACUCGAACUUGCUGGAGGUGUUACUUCGGCUGGGCAAGAAAAUAUCAAACGUGUUGCAGAGUACGUUAGAAAGAAAGGCUUUGGGAUAAAAUAUGGUGAUACCGAUUCCUUAUAUCUCACUUGUCCAGAUUCCUGUUAUGAGAAAUACGAUCUGGCUUAUAAUGAUGGGAAGGGAGAAAUCUCUAAACUAGAGUAUUGGACCGAGAUGGUCAAGACUACUAUGGGU